GAGUGGAUUGAAAUAACAGAUCCUAGGACAAAGGCAAAGAUGUACGCAAACUUGGAGACAGGAGUUGUGCAAUGGAAUGCACCCACCGGGGUACAAAUUAAGAGGACAGAUGAGAAUCAGUGGUGGGAGCUGUACGACAAGAACACUGCAAGAUUUUAUUACUACAAUGCCUGUCUGCAAGAAACUCUCUGGCAGAAACCAAACGCCAUCAACAUCAUACCACUCGCUAAGCUGCAGGUCAUUUCAUUAUGA
This is a messenger RNA of Helobdella robusta, 252 nucleotides long. RefSeq lists its product as hypothetical. The transcript has 2 exons. Gene Ontology annotation, molecular function: GTPase activator activity; protein binding. The record is from RefSeq and is a predicted model, not a curated record. Gene Ontology annotation, cellular component: cytoplasm. The annotation marks the transcript as partial. Lineage: Eukaryota; Metazoa; Annelida; Clitellata; Rhynchobdellida; Glossiphoniidae.